Messenger RNA from Perca flavescens (yellow perch), 2362 nucleotides. It is a transcript of the gene map3k8, whose product is annotated as mitogen-activated protein kinase kinase kinase 8. Gene Ontology annotation, biological process: protein phosphorylation. Gene Ontology annotation, molecular function: protein kinase activity; ATP binding. The record is from RefSeq and is a predicted model, not a curated record. The transcript is spliced from 8 exons. NCBI's taxonomy places the organism in Eukaryota, Metazoa, Chordata, Actinopteri, Perciformes, Percidae. The coding region runs from base 315 to 1715 and encodes 466 amino acids.
CCCGGCAGUUCUGCGGAAGGUGAUGUCCUGUGUUUCAGCCUUUCAGCAGUCAAGCCACAUGAAAUUUGUUUUUCAUUUGAGAUGGGAAAACGAAACCUACGGAGUUGGAGAGUAACGCGCUGGCACCUGACACGGGUACACCAUCGACGCCACUUCCUCUGUUUACUUCCUUCUAAACACAGUCUCCUCCUGUCAGACAGCCAGUCGGCAAGGGACCGUUGGACGGUUGAGACGCACAAUGGGGAGACGACAGUCGCUUUAAACUUUUGACUCGAAGAAUUCGGCAAGGUGAGCAGCACAAGUCAAGCAGCAAGAUGGAUUACAAAUAUGGUAACGGAGUAGAACUGCUGUUGGCUCACAUGAACAUAGAAGACAUCAUCAACGCUGCAGAGACUCUGUAUCAACUUGAGGAAGAGGAGGAAGGAGGCUUGUCAUUCGAAGAGGAAGGUCUUUCCCAGGAGGAGAUGGACGAGAACGAGGAGGCGGGGGACUCGGUGGACUUGGGGAGUCAGCAGAAGGACUACGCCGAUGGGGUUGGUGGUGUUCGGUACGGGGCGGUGACAGACCUCCUGUCCUUUGUCAACCAGCUCUCCAACCAGCCAGCAGCCCUGCAGCACCUGACGGAGGAGACGGGUGUUCUGCUGAACAAGAAGGCCAUGGCUGUGAAAAAAGGCCGCUACCAGAUCAACAUGGAUGUGCUCCUGUUUCCAUGGAAAUUGACCUACAAGGAUCACGGCUCUAGCCUUGUGCCCAAGGGCUCAUUUGGGAAAGUCCACUUGGCUCAGGACACCACCACCAGAAAGAGAAUGGCUUGCAAACUGAUCCCCAUGGAGCACUUUAAAGCAGCCGAUGUGGAGUUCCAGGCCCGGUUCCGCCACGAGAACAUCGCCGAGCUUUACGGCGCUGUGCUCUGGGACCAGAGCGUUCACCUGUUCAUGGAGGCCGGAGAGGGCGGCUCGGUCCUGGAGAAGCUGGACAGCUGUGGGCCCAUGAGGGAGUUUGAGAUCAUCUGGGUGACCCAGCAAGUCCUGCGGGGCUUGGAGUACCUGCACUCACACAACGUCAUCCAUCAUGACAUCAAACCCAGUAACAUUGUCCUGAUGUCAGACAAGGCAGUGUUGGUGGACUUUGGCCUGACGGUGCAGAUGACAGAGGAUAUAUACAUUCCCAGCGACUUUAGAGGAACAGAGAUGUAUAUGAGUCCAGAGGUGGUUCUGUGUCGAGGACAUAACACCAAGACAGACAUCUACAGCCUGGGUACUACGAUCAUUCACAUGCAGACUGGAAGCCCUCCAUGGGUCCAGAGAUACCCACGCACUGCAUACCCUUCCUACCUCUACAUUAUCCAUAAGCAAGCCCCCCCUCUUGAGGACAUAGCUGAUGACUGCAGCCCGGCCAUGCGCUCCUUCCUGGAAAGAGCCCUGGAGAAGAACCCUGCCCUGCGGAGCUCGGCGUCCGAGCUGCUGAAGGACGAGGCCAUCAACCCACCUAGGGAGGAUCAACCACGCUGCUGGAGCCUCGACUCAGCCCUGGAGGAAGCCACACACACAAUGUUACGGCAGCAGAGCCAGCACCAUGACACCACACAGGAAUCUUCUCUGUACUCUGAGGACUCUGGCCACAUGAGGAGGAAGGGCUCCUUGUAUAUUGACCUAGGGGCCUUGUCAGGUUACUGUAAACUGGUGACAGGGCCCCCCACCUCAGAAUAUGGCUAGCACCGGACCACAGCUCACCAUUUAUGUGGCUGAAUUUUAGUCAAAGCCUACUGAUAUUUGACUUUUUAGCCUUUUUUUGACAUAUGGCUUUCACGUUGGAGGACUGAGGAAUACUUCAGACAGGUGGACAGCUGCAGGCGACAUGGCUCAUUAACGAACUGCUAUUGUUUACAAGACUUCAAGAUGACUUGAAAUGAAUGGAAUUAGCUCAACCUUGUUGCUGAAAUGGGCUGAUGUGACUCAACAACACUGCAGGACAGUGGUUGGAAGAGAUUGGUAUUGUGUAUCAUUAUGCAUUAACUGCCAGCUAUUGGUUAAAUUUCCCAGACCUCCCUACGUUAUUCUAGUACAUGCUAUAUUUCAGUGUGGUAGUUAACACAGUAAUCAAAUGAAAGCUAUUUUUUUUAAUGAAACUAUGUCUAAUAGUCUUAAAAAAGAAAUUAUGCAUCACCAAAAAUAUGUAAGCUAUCUGUUAAAGUAUGCGUGCAUGCAAACAUGUAUAUGUAGUUCUUUAUGGACUGUGGGUAAAUUCCUGUGGAAUAUUAAUACAUCACGAUGCUAUGCAAAUGACACUGCUGUGGAAUGCAUGCGAUAUCUAAUUGAAAAUGUGUCAUUAUGAAAUAUGCAAUAAAAUGAAAAUACCAUUA